This is a messenger RNA of Xylaria bambusicola, 1749 nucleotides long. RefSeq lists its product as uncharacterized. Gene Ontology annotation, molecular function: peptide-N4-(N-acetyl-beta-glucosaminyl)asparagine amidase activity. Gene Ontology annotation, biological process: glycoprotein catabolic process; protein quality control for misfolded or incompletely synthesized proteins; protein deglycosylation. Bases 198 to 1637 code for a protein of 479 amino acids. Lineage: Eukaryota; Fungi; Ascomycota; Sordariomycetes; Xylariales; Xylariaceae. The transcript has 2 exons. Gene Ontology annotation, cellular component: cytosol; nucleus. The record is from RefSeq and is a predicted model, not a curated record.
GUAGGGGAGAUUGGCUGCCCGGCUCAAUCCUCCUCGAACCUCUUAUCACAAAAGACGAUACCAUCCGAUCGUCGAUAAUUCUUUAGCGUAUUUGCGAGUCACUGCCGCCUCCUCCAACACUUGCAUCGCGACUAAAAAUAUACCUGCGAUUCGUAACCCACAGUCAUUACCUUGGUUGAAACAGUUGAUCGGUCACCAUGGCUAACCGUCCAAACACGCCUGGUCGCAAUGACCAGGAGGAUUAUGGAGAGGAUUGGGCAAGAGACCUGCGAAUUCAGUUUGAACAGCUAUUAAAAACGAAGCGGUUAGAGGAAUUGGGGCAAUCUCGGGCACUUCGAGCACGAGGUGGAUCACCGUCGCCUAGGGAGCGAGCCUCCUCCUCCAACUUGCGUGCUUCUUCCUCGACACCAUCUGAUAGGCCAUCAACCUCCUACGGCCAUGCUCAUGCCUCUUCUUCAACGCUCCCAUCAUAUUCAUCUCUCCGCCACCUACCCUUAAUGCCCACCGCACCCGCGCCGCACGACCAAUCGGCACACAAGUUUCGCAACCUACUUAUCGCGUUAUCACAGACACCAACAACCUUCGAGAACCCUGGCCUACUAGAUGAGGCCUUGCAAUUGAUACCUUUGGACAGAAUAUAUGGCGAAGCCGAAGAGGAAAGCCAAGUUUUACAGGCCGAAGCUGAGAGCAUGGGCGACGGUCGUAAGCCUGAAUGGGGUUACCAAGACUGUGUCAUAAAGGCAUUAUUAAGAUGGUUUAAACGAUCUUUCUUCACUUGGGUGAACAACCCGCCCUGCCCCGUUUGUUUGUCACCAACUGUUGCGAAAGGUAUGACUCAGUCAACGCCAGAGGAAAGUGCGCGUGGCGCAAUGAGAGUCGAGUUGUACCAGUGCUCGAACCAAUCAUGCAGAGCGUACGAACGAUUUCCUCGAUAUAGCGACGUCUGGCAGCUGCUCCAGACAAGAAAAGGCCGAUGCGGUGAAUGGGCGAAUUGCUUUAGCAUGCUAUGCCGCGCUGUGGGUGGUCGUGUACGAUGGGUAUGGAAUGCCGAGGACCACGUGUGGACGGAGGUCUAUUCAGAACAUAAGCAGCGAUGGAUUCAUGUCGAUGCCUGCGAAGAAGCUUGGGACAAUCCACGACUCUAUGCCGAGGGAUGGGGUAAACGGAUGUCAUACUGCAUUGCUUUCAGCAUAGAUGGCGCUACGGAUGUGACUCGCCGAUACGUACGCAAGAGUGAGCAUUCUCUCGACCGAACUAGGUGCUCCGAAGACGUGAUGCUUUACCUCAUGCAGGAGAUCAAGAAUCUCCGACGAGCGAAUCUAAGCAAGGAACAGCGAUUCAGACUAGAGAAGGAGGAUUCGAAGGAGGAUCGCGAGUUAAGGGGUUACGUUGUUGCAUCGAUAACCCAGGCUGUAACGAGGAUGGUGCCCGAGCUAAGCUCGCCCAGCUCACCCCAUAACAGCCAGCGGCCAUCCGGCCAGUCAGGUGGAAGCUCUUUUGCUAACGACAAAUUGCCCGCUGAACAACCUGCUCGACAGAGCGGCAACGCAGAGUGGGUUGCCGCACGCGGUGAAAAUGGCAGACGUAACCAACCGCCUCACGAUCCCAAUGCUCACCACCAUGAUGACCGUCUAUGAUAUUACAUUGAAUAUCUAGCAUAAACUUACUGAACGUUUAUGAGCAAUUACAUCCCAUCACGGCUACACUCCACAGUCCCUCAAACCGCUCGGAAAGUUGCUUUCGGGGCAU